AUGGCUGCGACUUCCUCGACUCCUCCUCUCGAGGCUGUGACCCUGCCGCAGUCCAGUGAAGCUGCUGCUUCUGCGAGAGUGUCCAACGAAGACGAAUCGGGAGUAGCGCUGGAGAAGGAGUUGCCCACAGUAGAAGUAGCUGGGACUUCUCUGGAUAAACCUCUUGUAAAAAAGAAAAGAAGACGCGACUACAGCUCAAAGGCCAAGCCACAGAAGAAAAAGAUGAGGGAUGCAGCGAAAUGUGUGGGUUACUAUGUUGAUGCUCUGGACAAGAAGCUGCUCUGGGGGGAAGCGAGUAUCAUCCAGUGCAACGUUGCGACUCGGAAAAUCAAGGUGCACUUUGUGGGGUGGAGCAAGAACCACGACAUCUGGACCGAUGUUAAGUCCAUCACAGCUCACGGUCGCUACGCCCCUUGCACGAAGGACAAUACUGUGAAGAGCUGGAAUGGCGACAUGCGCCUGUUUGAAGACGUGCUCAGCAAGGUGGAGGAAACUAGCUUGACGCCAGUGCCAGGUCCAGUAGAGGAUACUCGGCAGGUCACUUUGUUGCCCGCUUCUUUUACGGAGAAAGCUGGGGAAAAGCAGGAGGUAUCUAGGGUGGAUCAUAUCAAGAGAUCAGCGCCGAAACGAAAAGCAGACGUUGAUCGUGAGAAGAAGCCCGGUUUAAAACGCACGCUUGUGACACAGAAGUUAGUCAAGAAAACCGAGGGACACAGGCACGAAUCUGUGCGUCGCUUGAAGCAAGUAAAAAAACAGGAAAGCGUCGGAAAUCGGCGACCGCCAGUGCAAUGCUUGACGAAGCAGAAACGAGAGGGACCGCAUUCUACUGCUCUGACAAUAGCAAAAGCGUGUGCGUCCACAAAGGAGCGAGCUGUUUUUUCUAAUGAGCUGCCGGUAUUUUGCAAUCUCGAGCUAGAUGACGGCACCGUGAUGGAUUUCUCGGUGCAGCGCGAGAAGGCGCGCGUGAAGCGAGAGGCGAUGCAGAGUUUUCUCGACGAGUGUGCUGUGAUUUGGAAGAACCAGCUGCAUGUGCUGCCAAAGUAG
Messenger RNA from Peronospora matthiolae, 1044 nucleotides. Lineage: Eukaryota; Oomycota; Peronosporomycetes; Peronosporales; Peronosporaceae. The record is from the annotation of a GenBank genome assembly.